Suillus discolor is the source of this 679-nucleotide messenger RNA. RefSeq lists its product as uncharacterized. The transcript has 3 exons. Bases 203 to 535 code for a protein of 110 amino acids. The record is from RefSeq and is a predicted model, not a curated record. Lineage: Eukaryota; Fungi; Basidiomycota; Agaricomycetes; Boletales; Suillaceae.
AACUGUGGGUGGCUUCCAAUUGGCCGAACUUCUGUUGAUUUUUGACAAAUUCUUGAACCACUGUUGUAAACCACGAAGUGUACAUCACAACUGCACCACCAACAUCCAUCUCAAUCCUGAGGCCCGAGGCAUCUUGCCUUGUCUAUAGUCUGUAAUUCAAAGUUCCUGCUCGACCGGAUCCAAUAUUUGUUAUUGUAACAACAUGACUUCCGCUCUGAACGAUUUUCUCUACGCUUCUUUCCUCCUUCCGAUCUUUUUCACCAUUGAAUGCACCAGAUGCAUUCUCUACGUCUCCGAUAGAACGCCUGGCAGCGGUCCAUUGCGUUUGGUCGUCUUACUACUCAACAUCCUCGCGGUUGGCCCACUCCAAGUGAUUUUUGGAUGGGUGCUGAUGGUCGUAUGGUUCCCUGUGCGAGCUCUUCUGUGGUUCAUGGGUAUAGGAAGGGGUGCGCCGAAGAAAGGCUCGGCGGCUGCAACAGCGCGAUUCUAUGAAUUCAAGAAGAGACGAGCUCAGAACAGGCGAGGGGAAAGUUGAUCAGCAGGACUUGAGGUAUUAUCAUAUGAUUUUCUUGGGUUGUAUGUACCUCUAGAAGUGUAUUGUUUCUUGCACUAGUACUAUUGUUGUUUUAUGAUUGCUGUCAUCGUUUUAUUAUAUAUUUAUGCUCUCCUUCGAAAUGUA